This is a messenger RNA of Paramecium tetraurelia, 1320 nucleotides long. RefSeq lists its product as uncharacterized. The record is from RefSeq and is a predicted model, not a curated record. Lineage: Eukaryota; Ciliophora; Oligohymenophorea; Peniculida; Parameciidae. Gene Ontology annotation, cellular component: membrane. Gene Ontology annotation, molecular function: acyltransferase activity. The transcript is spliced from 5 exons. Gene Ontology annotation, biological process: lipid modification.
AUGAUCAUCCAAUUUGUCAAUAUAUUGGAAGAGCAAUUGCAAAAGAUCAAUUUCAUCAACUUCGAGAUUGAUCUUUUCGUGAUUCUUCUCUAUAUGAUAAUUUGUACUCCCCUUGGAUUUGUGUUCCAUUACAUCAAGAGUCCAACGGGAAGACUUUAUUUCAACCUUUUCUUGGGAAUGUUCUUUUCAGUAAUAGUGUGCAAAGAGUGGUUUCCUCUUAUGUUAGGAUGGACAAUAGCAGUUUAUUUUAUUGCAUAAAUCUUUAAAAAAUGUGCAUUGCCGGUGUCCAUCGUUGCAUUUGCAAUUCUCUCCUUUGUGCACAUCUAUCGACUCAUCUAUCAGUACUUGAGUUGGAGAAUGGACUAUAAUGCAAUUCAAAUGUUGUUGACAGCAAGAUACAUAUUUUAUGCUUGUGACAAGUAGGAUGGAAAGGUAUAAGGUAAAACAUCUUUUAUGAUGUAUUUGUCAUACAUUUUCAUGUUUCCCAAUCUAGUUGUGGCACCAAUUCCCUACUAUGCAUUUGUGAGUCUCAUAGAGAGAAGGACAGAUUAUACUCAUUAUUCUCCUAAGUUUGCUUUGAUUUCAUUCCUUAAGGCCUUAGCAGUGAGUAUGGCAGAAUUGCUAAUAAGGCCUCAUUUAGAUACUGAUUGGUACUAUUCGGAAGAGUGGAGAACUCAAUACAGUUUAUGGUUUAAAUUUGCGAUGACCUUCCUUAUCACUCCCUGUGCUAGAUUCACUUAUAUUGCUGCUUUCUACUUCACACAAGCAGGAAUGGAUGCUAUGGGAUUGACUUACAAUGAUAAGACAAAGAAAAAUGAUCUAUGGGUUGUAUUUGAUUACUCUUUUGAAUUAGAGAAGAAUGUGGUCAUCAAAACAUAGAAGUGGAAUUGCAAUAUUCAAAAUUGGUUGAAAUAUUGUUUCUACGAUCGUCUUUAAAAGAGAUUUGGCAGUUUGACAUUCUACCUUGUCUUCAUGAUUAGUAGUCUUUGGCAUGGAUUUUAUCUAAGUUACUAUUUAUUCUUUAUCUUUUGGGCCAUCACAGGGUAAGUAUACAAGUAUUUUUACAAGGCUCAGAGAAGAUUUUAUUUUAUCCCACAACCAGUAAGACAUCUCUUGGCUUGGGUGUUUGGUAUAUUGACAUUUGAUCAUUUCGCAACGGCUGUUCGUGUAUUACAAUGGGAGAAGGCAGUAGAGUUGCACAGUAGUUUUUAUUGGAUUCCUCAUAUUGUAAUUUUGGUGAUUUUCUUCUUCUUCAACAUCACCUAAUAUGGUCAGAAGGAUGGAAGAUCCAAGGAUGGGAAGUCAAAGAAGUUGGAAUGA